ACUUUCUCCAAGCUGACGAUGUUCAUGUAUUACGAGGGAUAUCUUUUGACUCCCAAUGAGGCUUUAGCGAUCCUGUUUCUCAUUUUCGGAUUUUACACUGUUGUCGGAAACGUGUUGGUUUUUGUGGUGUAUAUUAUAGACCCAGACAAGAAACUUCGCCGGGUGUCUAACUCGUAUUUUGUGAUCAGCUUGGCUGUAGCGGAUAUCCUAGUUGGGAUCACUGUGGAACCUAUAAAUGCGGCGAGUUAUUGGACGAAUAACCGCAGAGUUCUCUUUAGCUAUUUCAUCUUCGCUGUUCUCUCUUGUGUUUGUUCCAUUGUAAACAUAUCCGCUCUAAUGGCAGAUAGAUUUCUCGCCGUUUGUCGACCGUUUCAAUACAGAUCGCUAAUGUCGCCAAAUCGCGUUCGUUGGGCUUUGUUACUCAUCUGGUUAUUUUCAAUCCACUUCUCCAUCUUGCCUCUUGUCGGAUGGCGCAGCGCAAGCUUUCAAAUCUACCUCUACGGCAUGGGAGUUCUAUCACCAGCUACACUAAUGCUCAUCUCCUACUAUGGGCUGUUGCGCGCACUAAAAAAGAAGAUGAUUAAUUUGAAGAUUUCUACUGAUAGAAAAGAAGUCACCCAGGUAGAAAAAACGGUAGCUCGGGAGCGCAGAGUUUCCACGACCGUCUUCAUUAUGCUUAUAGUUUUCCUCGUCGCUUGGGGUCCGUUUGUGAUGGUAGAUUUUGUCCUGGUGUUCUGCGAAAGUUGUCGCUCAGAAAAGCUUCUUCUAGCGCGCGAUAUAACGUUAACGAUAGGAUUUUUCUCGUCGGGAAUAAAUCCGGGUUUGUAUGCAUGGCGAGUUCCGAAUUUCAGGCACGGGCUAAUGCUUUUAUUUCAACGUGGAAUUAAGACGAAAUCCAGACUCGUCCGAGUUGUUCCUUUAGAAAAAGACGGUCCAAGUGGUGUUAUGGACUCAGAUAGUUGCAUUUUAAAGAGCAACUUACAUAAUUUAGCUUACCACGUGAAUAAAACACAGAAAGAAACUAUCAAUUCAGUUUGAAGUCAAUAAACAUCCAAUCUUUCAUUUUUAUUUGUUCGACGAUGCAGGUUUCUAGCCCGGCACAGAAAUGAUUGAAAUAAAAUUAUGUUUUCGUGUAUCAGCUAUUUGUUUCAGUUUUUGUUGGAUAUACA
Messenger RNA from Stylophora pistillata, 1169 nucleotides. Its product is annotated as histamine H2 receptor-like. Gene Ontology annotation, biological process: G protein-coupled receptor signaling pathway. Lineage: Eukaryota; Metazoa; Cnidaria; Anthozoa; Scleractinia; Pocilloporidae. Gene Ontology annotation, molecular function: G protein-coupled receptor activity. Gene Ontology annotation, cellular component: plasma membrane. The record is from RefSeq and is a predicted model, not a curated record.